GAGGAGGAGGAGGAGAGAGGCACAGCACAGCAAGCAAAGCCAAGCCAGCGACAAGUCGGGGAGGGAUUACCCGUUAACUGCGCUGAUUUGCAUGUGAUGUGGCGGCCGUCAGCGGCGUCCUCUCCGGCUCGGCGCUGCUGUCCUGCCCGGCCCGGCUCGGCUCUGUCAGGCCCCGGGGAACAACUUAGUUAAAGCGCCCUGACGUUAGCCAGCCAGCCAGCUAACUCCUGCUGCUGCUGCUGCUGGGGGGACCUCUAACUACUUGUCAGCGGCGGAUCGAUCCCGGGACUGUUUGCUUGCUUGUUUGUUUGUUUGUUUGUUUGUUGUUGCUGUGAACACCUCGCGAAGCGGCACUACCGGGAGAGCAGCGGAGCUAUGAUUGCCACGUGACAGAAGAUGAGACGCUGAGCCAGCUUCGACAGGAACCAUGGACGGGCUUCAGCAAGCUGCCACGGAGCAGCCCGACAGGGUGAAUGGCUUCUCUGGGCCCAAAUCCCCUCAGGAGGACACAGCCGACGCGGGGUGGACGCCCCCGGGGGGCGAGUCCGGAGGCUCGGACAGCUGCGGAGGGACGAGCGUUUCGGAGUCCACGGACCUGCAUGAGUUAAAGUCCAGGGAAAGUGAGGAUGAGGAGGAGAGGGAGGUGGCAGCGCCUGCCUCCACCGACCUGAAAGGGGACCAGAAGAAGAGACAGAAAGAGGACGACGAUCAGGAGGACAAUCAGAGCAAGCAGGUCAGCAGCGCAUCGUCCAGCUACACCGACCUGUCCCACACCUCGUCGCCCUCGCUGUCGGAGCAGCUGCGCCUCGGCCGGGAAGACAACGCCGCCGCCGGGAUCAGCGUGGAGUGUAAGGUCUGCGGCGACAAGGCCUCCGGCUUCCACUACGGCGUGCACGCCUGUGAAGGUUGCAAGGGCUUUUUCCGGCGGACCGUCCGGAUGAAGCUGGAGUAUGAGCGCUGCGAGCGUUCCUGCAAGAUUCAGAAGAAGAAUCGAAACAAGUGCCAAUAUUGUCGCUUCCAGAAGUGCCUGUCUUUGGGGAUGUCCCACGAUGCGAUCCGAUACGGACGUAUGCCCGAGGCGGAGAGGAAGAAGCUGGUGGCGGGUCUGCUCGCAGAGGAGCUGAACCUCAGCAAGCCGGGGGGCUCCGACCUGAAGACCCUGGCCAAACAAGUCAACACAGCCUACCUGAAGAACCUCAGUAUGACCAAGAAGAGGGCCCGCAGCAUCCUGACGGGCAAAACCAGCAGCACCUCACCGUUCGUGAUCUACGACGUGGACACGCUCUGGCAGGCGGAGAGCGGUCUGGUGUGGAGCCAGCUGCUGCCCGGCGCCCCCCUGACCAAGGAGAUCGGGGUUCACGUGUUUUACCGCUGCCAGUGCACGACGGUGGAGACAGUCCGGGAACUCACCGAGUUCGCCAAGUGCAUUCCAGGGUUUGUGGACCUCUUCCUUAACGACCAGGUGACUCUGUUGAAGUAUGGCGUCCACGAGGCUAUUUUUGCCAUGUUGCCAUCUCUCAUGAACAAAGACGGACUGUUGGUGGCCAACGGCAAAGGCUUUGUCACGAGGGAGUUCCUGCGCAGCUUGAGGAAGCCCUUCAGCGAGAUCAUGGAGCCAAAGUUUGAGUUUGCUGUAAAGUUCAAUGCUCUGGAGCUGGAUGACAGCGACCUGGCCCUGUUCGUUGCUGCCAUUAUUCUGUGCGGAGAUCGCCCCGGGCUGAUAAACGUGAAGCAGGUGGAGCAGAGCCAGGACAGCAUCCUCCAGGCCCUGGACCUCCACCUCCAAGCAAACCACUCUGACUCUGUCUACCUCUUCCCCAAGCUGCUUCAGAAGAUGGCCGACCUCCGUCAGCUGGUUACAGAGAACGCUCAGCUCGUCCAAAAGAUCAAAAAGACUGAGUCGGAGACCUCGCUCCAUCCUCUACUACAGGAGAUCUACAAAGACAUGUAUUAGCGUUCUCCCACGCAGACUGUUUUUUUUGUUUUUUUGUUUUUUUUUAGCAAUACUGUUACAGACUGAAUUUAUAACAAAACACUGCAUUCAGUUCAAGCACUGUUCCACGAAUGGGCAUGGUUCCUCGAGUGCAGAUGAGGCUGUUUCACCUGGUAGGGCUAACACAAUCAGUUGUCAGCACAGUAGUGUGUGUGCGCGUGCGUAUGAGUGUGUGUGUGUGUGUGUGUGUGUGUGUGCGAGCGUGCGUGCGAUGAGCAUCUGGAAUCAUUUGCCGCGAAUCUCAGUUUCCCACAACGGUCACUUAACAAGAAGAAUGAUAUGUUUUGGCAUCACAGCUGCUCCUGUUUCACUCUCAUAGCAGGGCUAACCCCACACAGAGCGAGCGAGAGAGAGAGAGAGAGUGCCUCCUCCUUCACCUCCGCUCUGUUUUUAAGAAAAGCGCCUCACUCUCAAACAGAAAGGAGACAUCCUUCUAUACCCCCUUUUUCAGGCAACGAGGCUGAAGAUGCACAAAAUCAGUGUUUGUUUACAUCAACACCAACCCCCCCCCUUCCCGUCGCCAUCUCUAUCUUUCGGUUUGAAGAACAAAACUGGGCUGGCUCCAGCAGUGUCGAGCUCUCAUGGUGCGACUGUCUGUGCAAUACCAUUUCUUUUCUGUCAAUAAAACGUGAGCUCCAAGUUCAUUCGCUUUCGUCUUAAAGCCAUCUUACCCGAGCGGUAAACUGUGGGACGUUUCACUUCCGAGGCUGACACUAUAAACAUACAAGGGACAGCAUGCUUGGUUCUCGCCUGUUUCUUGUGCAAAAUAUGAACAUGCCAUCUUUGUUUUAUUUCUUUGUAAUUCUUACUAAUUAUUUGUAUUUGUUGAUCAUAUUUGUAAGGGCAAAACAUGAAUUUAUCAUCUUGUUUCAUGUAUUAAGUAUGUGGUUUUUAUUUUUUUUUCGUAUUAUAUAUUUUAGUUGUACCAAAUAUAUCAUCAAGCGAAAAAAAAAAAAAAGAGAGAAAACUGCUUUUCUUCAUGAGGAGGUUCAUGAAUCAGCAGAAUUGUUGAAAACCAGCAGAUAUAAAAUAUUUUCUGACUGAAAGUCAUCAAGCAUUUGGUAUCUUAUACAUUUUGUAAUCAAGAUUUACAAAGUCCUGGAUCACUUCUCUUGUGUUUGGUCUGAUUUUUCUUCACAAAGUGUAACAGCCUUACUUUAUUGGAGCCAAAUCUCUUUGUUUCCGACUGUUUUUCACCCUCUGUCAUGUACUUUUUUUCUGUUUUUUUGCUGUACCUCCUCUCGGUGGACCUACACAGUCCACCUUCAGAGGUCUCCUCUUGUGCUCUUACUCUGCCUCCAUCCCUAUCUACCUCCACUGUACCAUCCGUGACGUUAUUCCAGUCUAAUCUGCUCCCUGACAUUUAUUUCUCUGCCUUAAUUCCUGCUUUUUGCAACGUUUUCUACUCUGGGCUUAAAGAAUCAAAGGUGUGAUGGAUAAAAAGGAGAAGUUACACCAAAAAAAACAAACAAAAAAAAGUUUUGUAAGCUACCUCUGCAAGUGUAAAAAUGAAAUGAUUUCUUCCUGA
Salarias fasciatus (jewelled blenny) is the source of this 3521-nucleotide messenger RNA. RefSeq names its product peroxisome proliferator-activated receptor delta b (gene ppardb). The record is from RefSeq and is a predicted model, not a curated record. Lineage: Eukaryota; Metazoa; Chordata; Actinopteri; Blenniiformes; Blenniidae. The transcript has 8 exons. Gene Ontology annotation, biological process: cell differentiation; fatty acid metabolic process; negative regulation of inflammatory response. Gene Ontology annotation, cellular component: nucleus. The coding region runs from base 428 to 1954 and encodes 508 amino acids. Gene Ontology annotation, molecular function: RNA polymerase II cis-regulatory region sequence-specific DNA binding; nuclear receptor activity; zinc ion binding.